Pomacea canaliculata is the source of this 1601-nucleotide messenger RNA. RefSeq names its product gastrula zinc finger protein xLCGF3.1-like. NCBI's taxonomy places the organism in Eukaryota, Metazoa, Mollusca, Gastropoda, Architaenioglossa, Ampullariidae. Bases 45 to 998 code for a protein of 317 amino acids. Gene Ontology annotation, biological process: regulation of transcription by RNA polymerase II. The record is from RefSeq and is a predicted model, not a curated record. Gene Ontology annotation, molecular function: RNA polymerase II cis-regulatory region sequence-specific DNA binding; DNA-binding transcription factor activity. The transcript has a single exon.
UAUGUCCUUUAGUAUUCAGAAGAUUAGCUACCCUUAAAAAACACAUGGUUACCCACAGUAAUGAGAGACCUCACCAGUGUCCUGUCUGUGAUGUAGCCUUUAAAACAUCUUGUGACCAUAAAAAGCACAUGAUUACCCGCAGUGUUUUGAAGCCUCACCAGUGUACUGUAUGUCCUUUAUCUUUCAAAAGAUUAGAUAGCCUGAAAAAGCAUGUAGUGGUUCACAGUGUUUUGAAACCUCACCAGUGUACUGCAUGUCCUUUAUCUUUCAAAAGAUUAAAUAGCCUGAAAAGGCACAUAGUGGUUCACAGUGAUGAGAAACCUUACCAGUGUACUGUAUGUCCUUUAUCUUUCAAAAGAUUAAAGAGCCUGAAAAGGCACAUAGUGGUUCACAGUGAUGAGAAACCUCACCAGUGUACUGUAUGUCCUUUAGCUUUCAAAAGAUUAGAUACCCUAAAACAGCACAUGGUGACUCACAGUGAUGAGAAACCUCACCAGUGUACUGUAUGUCCUUUAGCUUUCAGAAGAUUAGCUGCCCUAAAAGAACACAUGGUGACCCACAGUAACGAGAGACCUCACCAGUGUUCUGUCUGUGAUGUAGCCUUUGAUACAUCUCGUGACCAUAAAAAGCACAUGAUAACCCACAGUGUUUUGAAGCCUCACCAGUGUACUGCAUGUCCUUCAUCUUUCAAAAGAUUAAAGAACCUGAAAAGGCAUAUACUGGUUCACAGUGAUGAGAAACCUCACCAGUGUACUGUAUGUCCUUCAGCUUUCAAAAGAUUAGAUAACCUGAAAAAACACAUGGUGACCCACAGUAAUGAGAAACCUCACCAGUGUACCGUAUGUCCUUUAGCUUUCCAAAGAAUAGAUACCCUAAAACAGCACAUGGUGACUCACAUGAUGUGCAGCGUAUGUAAGAAAUUUUGUAAUCGGUCAGUUGAGUUAAAAAAGCACAUGCGCACCCACAGGGAUGUGACGUCACCUGUACCAUCUGAGUAGAGGUAGUUCCAAGCAGAGGGCAGUAUUAAACACAGCAUGAUAAUUAACAAGGAUGUGAAAUCUCAUUAAUGCAGUGUAUGUGAAAGUGGUAUGCUAUCAGUGAGACACCUUAUGAGCAAUGUGUGUAAAGUUUUUUUUAAAAUUUUAAACAGUGCAGUGUUAUGUAAGGUUGUCUGUUAAUGACACAUACUGACAUUAAGACAAACUCUCUCAUGCAUGAUGUCUUCCGUUAAAAGGAUCAAAUGAUUUGAAAGAACCAUUCAAAUCCUCUUUUUCUCAAUGCAGAUUGUUUCUCUGGACAUUUUGUCGGAGCCUAAUUUUUGUAUACUUCAUACUAAUCCAUGGUAUAGGAGAGAGGUGAUUUGUCUACCAGAGAAACAGCUUGUCUUUUCAAAGAACAUGUGCUGAUAUUGAUGAGUAUCUUUGUGUUCAGUGUGUACAGCCAACCCCUAAAAAUGCACAAGAAAACUCAACAUGUACCUUAGCACCUUUUUGGCCGAUUUUCUCCCUGCUUUGUAUGCAAUGUCAAAGAUGUUUUUUCAAAAGUCUUGAAAAUCCAAGAUACACUGCACUGUACUUUAGUUUGUUGUAUGCUACGCUAUC